AUGGCAUCAAGGGCCAUUGUCGCUCUACGGACAACCGCCAAAAAAAACUUGAUCAAGCUUGUUAACGAUGGUCAUCUCAUUUUCUUUCUUUCUUUCUUUCUUUCUUUCUUUCUUUCUUUCUUUCUUUCUCAGUCUGUUCAUAUCCAUCUAUCCCAAUCUGUCCAUAUCUAUCUAUCUAUCUAUCUAUCUAUCUCAUUAUCUAUCUAUCUAUCUAUCUAUCUAUCUAUCUAUCUAUCUAUCUAUCUAUCUAUCUAUCUAUCUAUCUGUCUAUCUAUCUAUCUAUCUAUCUAUCUCAGUCUGUUCAUAUCCAUCUAUCUCAUUAUGAUCAUAUCUAUCUAUCUAUCUAUCUAUCUAUCUAUCUAUCUAUCUAUCUAUCUCAGUCUGUUCAUAUCCAUUUAUCCCAGUCUGUCCAUAUUCUAUCUAUCUAUCUAUCUAUCUAUCUAUCUAUCUAUCUAUCUCAUCCUAAAAACAAGUGCCCUAAAGAAUAGAUUUCUUCGAAAUUCAUAG
Acanthosepion pharaonis is the source of this 507-nucleotide messenger RNA. The record is from the annotation of a GenBank genome assembly. Lineage: Eukaryota; Metazoa; Mollusca; Cephalopoda; Sepiida; Sepiidae.